UCUGUAGGCUGGGCCCCGUCAACCUUUGUGUCUUCGCGGCAGCAGAAAGCUGAGAAGCAUCAUGCCCGACCAGAAGACUUCAUGGACGAGGAGGACCUCGGUGAGCACGGCAUCGCUCCCUCAGAGAUCAGCACCAGACAGGAGUUCACCUCCAGUCGCAGAGACGCCAUCAGAGAAAAGGCGAAAGCCGUCAACGCUCAGUCAGCAACGAUACCUGGAGACACUCUGCUGGAGGAGCUGAUCGCACCGACCAGGUCAUCCAUCGGGGUGGAGCUUCUGAAGAGGAUGGGAUGGAAGGAGGGUCAGGGUGUCGGACCUCAUGUGAAGAGGAAAGCUGGUCAACAGCAGACGGACAGAAGAAGUCGACUGUACGGAUCUGUGCUGCCCCCUGCUGGAUCAGAGGACUCACAGGGGGAUGAUGAUGAUGAUGAGUUCGCUCCAGAGGACGUGAUGUUUGCCCCAAAGGAUGUGACUCCGGUGGACUUCAACCCCAGGCUGGGGGUCCAGGGUCUGGGGUACCGCGGUCUGGACCCAGGUCUGGCUCUGAUGGGCCGCGGAGCCCCUGAACACCUGGACCUGUUCAGACCUCAGUCCGAGACCAGGAGCCGUCUGUUCGGAGACAAGAGAGGCUCCAAGAGAGGAGGCGUGGCCGGACAGGCGUUUGGGGUGGGGGCCCUGGAGGAUGAUGAUGAUGAAGAGGUCUACCACAGAGACUCCAUGUCCAGAUACGACACGGUCCUGGGGGGGGAGGAGCCUGGAGACGGACUGUUCGGCUGGACUGCUCCGCAGCAGUACACCAAGAAAAGAGACAAAAGCAAAGAUGCAUUUUACAUCGGUAAGAUCCUGGAGGGAUUCACUUUGGCCCAAAACCCAUCUGAGGACAAACCGGUCUUCCCCUCCCCCCCUCUGCCCAGAGACUACCGUCCCGUCCAUCGGUUCCGUCCGUCCCUCGAUGCCUCGGGUCUCUCGGGGGUCAGUCCUGCACUGGCCGAGGCUCUGAGGGUCUCCAGGGGCCACAUGGUCCCAGAGGAGCCCCAACAUGGGGGACGCCACCAGCUGGACUCUGGUCAGAGGAGGACGCUGCUGGGAGAAGACGCCCUGCAAGGUCCCAGUUCAGUCUUGGAGCUGCUGAAGCCUGAAGACAGACAGCGACUCCUCAGCAUGCGCACCACCUCCUCCCUUCUGACCUCCACUAAGACCUCCCAGGAUGCCGUGCGGUCGUGGGCGGGGCCUUCGGCGGAGGGUGCCGAGGACUCUGGACUCCGGCAGCAGCAGGAGGCUCUGACGGCGUGGAGAGGAGUCCAGACCUCCUCUCAGACCUUCAGACCCUUUGAGCAGGACCCCACCAAACAGGCCCGCUACGAGCUGUACCUGAACCGGCUGAAGCAGGGAGACAGAGGUGGUCUGGAGCAGAGUCUGGACCCGGGUAUGACUGAGUGGGAGCGCAGCAGAGAGAGGGAGGAGUUCGUCCGAGCAUCCAUCUUGUACAGACCCUCCUCCUCCUCGCUCUCCUCCCGCUUCACCAGAGCCAAGACCCAGGAGGACGAGGACAGCGUGGAGGUCAGCCGGGACCAGGAGAGCGACGUGGACGACAAACAAGCCGCAGUGAACAUGAAGAUGUUCGGUAAACUGACCAGAGAAACGUUUGAGUGGCAUCCAGAUAAACUGCUCUGCAAGAGAUUCAACAUCCCAGAUCCUUAUACCGGGUACAUACAUAUAUAUACACAUAUAUACAUACACAUACAGUGGGUACGGAAAGUAUUCAGACCCCU
Messenger RNA from Anarrhichthys ocellatus (wolf-eel), 1772 nucleotides. RefSeq names its product G patch domain containing 1 (gene gpatch1). Gene Ontology annotation, biological process: mRNA processing. Lineage: Eukaryota; Metazoa; Chordata; Actinopteri; Perciformes; Anarhichadidae. Gene Ontology annotation, molecular function: RNA binding. Gene Ontology annotation, cellular component: nucleus. The record is from RefSeq and is a predicted model, not a curated record. The annotation marks the transcript as partial. The transcript has 11 exons.